Messenger RNA from Peromyscus maniculatus bairdii (prairie deer mouse), 2176 nucleotides. RefSeq names its product HIRA interacting protein 3 (gene Hirip3). NCBI's taxonomy places the organism in Eukaryota, Metazoa, Chordata, Mammalia, Rodentia, Cricetidae. The record is from RefSeq and is a predicted model, not a curated record. Gene Ontology annotation, cellular component: nucleus.
GGACGCGGAGGGGCGCAGCUACUGGUUCUAAACUUAUUUGGAGUCCUAGGAGAACCAGAAAUUCAGAGUGUGGGCGAGGAUACCCUUCCCCUUCUGCCUUCCGCAACAGCGGAGACCGAACUUGGCGACCCUGACUCCAGGGCGGUGCGGGGUCGGUGAGGUCACACCCGGAGAUUUCCGGGGGAGUCGGCUCCUAGUGAGACUUUUAAUGAGUCGUCUUAAGGAAGAGCAGAAACCUCGAGGGCCACCAACUGCCUAGGGGCAGCAGGACCCGGCAAGGUUCGCGGUCCCAGCUCCAAGCCGGCGGCCCCGCCCCUCGCAGAGCCGCCUCCCUGCGCGUGCGCACUGAGGGCGGCCCGGAAGAAAAAAAGGCGGGAGCCACCAAUCCGCGGAGGCGCAAAAUGGCGCCGGGAGGUGAGGUUCCUGCGCUCACGCGCGGCUUCUUCCGAGCUUGCCCUGGCCUUGGCACGGUCACGCACUCCACGGUGCCACUUAGACGUUUGAACCGCGUGGGCCGGGAUCACCUUGAACCCGAGGAGAAGCAGGCGUGGAAGUGGCUGGCAGAGGAAGAGCUGCUGCGGAUGCAGGCGGAUGCUGGCACCGGGGAAGGGAAGCUAGACUUUAUCAGAGGGAAGAGGUCUCCGUCUCCCCGCGGUGACCCCGAGAGAAAAAGGUUCCGCUUCAGUUCAGAGUCAGACUCCAGCUCUACACCACCCAGCCCAGACUGCUCAGGACCCCCAACCAAGAACAGCACCACCAAGAAGUCAUGUUCCAGGAGAGCCUUAAAGGAAGAAGCAGUUGAGAGCACAGAUGAAGAGCAGCCAACAGCCCGGGCUGCCAAGAUGGGACUAGAGGAGAGCAGUGAGGAGGAAGGGGAGGGUCCCGUCAGGGCAAGGAAGGUCUGGAAGGGAGGGAACACCGAGGAAGAGGAUGCUGUCAAAAAGGCACGGAAGGGGAGGGCUAAGAAGCAAGCUGGGGCCAAGAACAAGCGAGCACCGGGCCGAGCGGCAGCCAGGAAGCAGCAGGGCAGGGGAGAAAGUGAGAGCGGUGAGGAAGAGGCUGUGCAGGGGGGAGGCACGGCUGCUGACCGCCACAGGGAAAGCGAAGACAGCGACGAGGAGACCCUAGCCAAGAAGAGGGGGCACCGGGGACCCAGACCGAGGGGCAGCAACGGGCAGAGGGUGAGCUACAAGCAGAAAGCGGCAGGCUCGGGAGACAGUGAGGACGAGAAGGGACUGGGGGCGGGAAGUAGUGGGGACAGCAGUGGGGAGGAAGGAGGGCGCUCCCCGAGGAAAAGGAGCAAGGACAGGGCCCAGACUGCGAGUGGGAGAAGGCAGAGUGCGAGCAGUGAGGACGGGGAAGGCAGCACACAGGAGCUGGCCACUGCGGGAGGAACUGCAGAGACGCGCACACCAGACGGCACUGAUGGUGAGAGCACCGGCCAGGCAGGAGAGAGCGCCGGAGAGGAGAGGAAGAACCGCUCCUCCAAGAAGACCUCCAAGAAAGGCAAGGCACGAAGUUCCUCUUCCUCAUCAGAUUCCAGCCCAGAGCCCACCAGCCAGAAGGCUGGGUCUCGUCGUGCAGAGGACCAUCCAGCUGUGGUGAGACUAAAGCGUUAUAUUCGGGCUUGUGGUGCCCAUCGAAACUACAAGAAGCUGCUGGGCUCCUGUCGCUCCCACAAGGAGCGCCUGAGUGUCCUCAGGGCUGAGCUGGAAGCGCUGGGCAUGAAGGGCAGUCCUUCCUUGGAGAAGUGUCGGGCCCUGAAGGAGCAGCGAGAAGAGGCAGCUGAGGUGGCUUCCUUGGAUGUUGCCAAUAUCAUCAGCAGUUCAGGCCGAUCACGAAGAAGUAAUGCCUGGAACCCUUCAGGGGAAGGAAUCCCCCCAGGGGAGCUUUAUCGCCGAACCCUGGACUCAGAAGAGGAGCGACCACGCCAGGCACCCCCAGACUGGUCCCAUAUGCGGGGCAUCAUCAGCAGUGAUGGCGAGAGCAGCUGAACUCCAUGCCCAAGGGGACCUUGCCCUGUUACACAAAGAGCCUGUGGCCCUGAAGCAGCUUCUGAAGAGAGCUAAGUUGCUGGCACAGCACUCAAUUCCUGUUCUCUAAGGUUGUUUUGGGGGUUGGUUUUUUGUUUUGUUUUGUUUUGUUUUGAGAGUCAAUAAAGUAAUGUUUGUAAUUA